AUUAAAUUUAAACGUACCAAAACAUUUUGUUACCCAAACAUCUAUAAAUUUGUUAAAAAAUAAUUUAUGCUCCUCAACUGCACUUUUACCGGUUAACAAAUGGACAAAACCCAGUGUUUUUUGGCCAAACUAAUGAUUGAUUAAAGUAUUAGUUUUAGAUCUAGUUAUUAGUAUUAGUAUUAACUAGUAUUUUAAAUAAAAUAUUUGCACCCCUGCCUAUGCUUAUUUAGUUUAGCCUGCCUAUAAUUAUUAUAAAUAACUAUAAAAAAUAAGGCAUAAGUGCUUUUUAUUAUAAAACAUGAACAUUUUUUGGAAAUUAAUAUUAGGCUAAUAUCUGUUCUGUUAUGUUAUAUAUUAUAUAGUAUAUGUUAUCUAUGGGCAAGUAUAGUAAGUGUAUAAUAUAAUAAUAUAGUAUUAGUAUAGGCAUAGUAUAGGCGAUAAAAAUGUUAUUGUUAUUGAUCAUUGAUAUUAAUAUUGGGUCACAAUAAGUUAAAGGAAGUUUGGGAAAAGCUGGUGUACAGUUAAGUCUGCUAUAUGGACCAUUUUUAUGGAACUGAAUUUCUCAAAGUAGCCUAGAGCCUAAUAUAGCAGGUGUACCCUAAGUCUGGCCCACGGUCCAAAUUUAGCCCAUGAGUGAUUUCAACAGUCAUGAAAUUUCUAGAUUUCAUUCAUAAGAAGCAAUUGUAUUUAUUUUCUAAGAUGAGUCAUGUGGAGAACAUGGUGAUUUGCUUUUGCACAAGAAUGUCAGAUGGCUAAACAAAGAAACACAUUUAGAACAGUUUUGGAUAAGUCAUGAGGAUUGGCCAAAAUAACAAUUAACUUAAGUAUGAUUAUUUCUCAUAACUCUGAACUUGAUGAAGGUUGGGUUGGGUAGUUUGUGGAAUUUUGCACAAAUGUGGACAUGAUCCUACCGAUACCUUUGUUUUUUUGGCAGACAUUACUGGCAAUCUUAAUACGAAGUGGCUAUUUGCAUCCGGUUACCAGGAGUGAGAGGUUGGGAAUAAAAAAAGUAUUUAAAAUAUUAUUGUUGGGUUUGUAAGACAAAAUGAGGUAUCAAAUGAAAGACAAUUGAAUGGACUGUAUGUUUGUAAAAUUAAUUCUUCAUUUUAACUAAAAUAAACUACCAAAAUGACAUCCGGAUAGCAUUGAGUCUAUUGGGACCCAGGUGCGAAUGGUGGAGAUGCGUGUCCGGGUCCAUCAAAAAAACUAAAAAAUCGCUCAGAUCUUAUCUAGCUUAUCCAAAUGGUCAAAUACUUGCAGAAGAUAAUCUUGCAUCUUCUUUUUCUCCUCUAGAAGUAGAAGUGCUUGGAAAUCAUAACUGAAGAUGACCUCAUCUUAUGUUUAAAUAGUUUGAUACCAAUGAAUAGAGGAAAUAUCUGAUUGAAAAAAAAAAAGAAUGAUCUAUUUCCCUGAAACUGGAACUUGAAUUUUAUUGAAUUUAGCAACUUUCUGAAAUAUAAGUAGUAUCGUGUGACCUGUCUUUUAAUUAAAAAAUUUUUUUUUUAUCAGCACAGAGCAUCAGAAAUAGUCAAUCAUGGAGAUAUCGGGCUUAAGUUUAAUUCACUGCUGUAAUGGCCACUAAAUCUUUUUAGCAACAAAGUUUUGGAGAUGAAUGGCCCCAGAGAGUAAUAAAUCAUUUUUCAACAUUUUUUUACACCUCAUUAAGCAACAAACUAGUCAUUGGUUGUUCUCCAUCAUCUGUACGAGUGUACUAUUAUUUGGAAUAUUGGCUUUGGAGAACUCCCUUUUGAGUGUCCCGAUGCUCAUACAAUCCUAGGCUAAUUCAAACUGGCCAUAUCUUGGUUGAGAGGCAGGGAAUGUUAUCAUUGAAUCACAAGGACGGACUAACAAAAGUAUUGAUUGAAUUAGAUUUUUAUGUCACUAAGUACCUGGCAAUAGAAACUUGUUUGCAAUUACCUGAUUAUAAAAAAUAAAAAAAUCCAUCUGCGGCUUGAAUGCACUUGUCUGCUACUCUUGUUAUGUUCUUAUUCAAAAUUCUCUGCUUGUCAUUUACUCAGGGAGAACUGGACCUGUUACCACUGACUGAGCUUGUCAUUUACCCAGGGAGAACUGGACCCGCUACCACUGACUGAGCUUGUACAGACAGACAGAUGCCAUAGCCAUGCCCAAGCCUCAAAUAGUUUUUGUCUUGGUGGGCAUAAGUGUUGUGUUCCUUGUUAUGCAGUUUUAUGGAAUAAAGGUAAAUUUGUUAAAUUACCGCCACACAUUCUCUUGGAACUUUAAACCCCUAACAAAUUGCAUCUUUUGUACAACAGUAUCUCUCUAGAAAACAAAUAGAUUAUUAAAACAGAUGAUUUGUGUAUUUAAUUUAAAUUCAUUGGACUUUCUUGUUUGUUUCCCAGUACCUCUAUGAGAAUCUCAACUCAAAUAAGCCAAUUGAAGAGAGAGUCCCUUGGGUAAAAUAAUAUUUUCACAGUUUGUACUUUAAAUAAGCUAAGAUUAUUUUCAUUGUUGUAAAAGAAUGUAUCAAUUGUUUUGAAUAAAAUCAAUUUAAUGCAAUCACUUAAUACCAGCUUUAUAAGUUUUCAAAACAAGAUUCCAUAGAUCAGUGGUUCUCAACCUUCCUAAUGUUGUGACCCUUAUUAAAGUUGCUCAUGUUGUGGCUCCCCCAACCACAAAAUUAUGCUCGUUACUACUUCAUAACUAUAGAGUACAGGUGUUUUCAAUGGUCUUAGGCGUUCCUGGGAAAGGGCCGUUCGACCCUCAAAGAGGUCGCGACCCACAGGUUGAGAACCGCUGCCAUAGAUGAAUAUGAGUUCAAAUUACCAGUAUGAAAAUAAUGUAAUAGUAAUAAAAAAUGUUUAAAAGUUAGCUUUUAGUGAAAAUUUUCUUUUGAGUUUCAGUAGUUGAAAUGCAGUCAUUAAUGCUACCAGUUUUUUGUGUGUUAAAUCUUUAAAUUAGCAUUUUUCACUUGAGUAACACAUUUUGAUGACAGGAAGCUGUUAAGCUAUUUAUCAGCAAAUGUGAACAUUCUGGCCUACCUGUGUUUGUCAUUGAACCAAGUUUGUUGCGUGCUUUGAGGGAAAAAAGUAAAAGAAGAUUGGAGCUCUGGAACCAUGAUCACCAUACGUCCGUAGCCUUUGGGGUCAUUGAACCAGGAAUUGAUCACCUGGUUAGUGAAGAGCAUUUUUAUGGGAUAUUUAUAUUCUGAUGAGGAACAAACACAUCACCUCUCUCAUUUAACAGACGUAAAUCAUGAUGAAAUGUCACCAUUUUUUAUUUUUCCAGCAGUUCUAAGUUCCUCACACGUCUUCUCUCCUUAUGUCUUCUCUCCAUGUCUUCUCUCCUUAUGUCUUCUCUCCAUGCCUUCUCACCAUAUGUCUUCUUUCCAUGUGUUUUAUCUCCUUAUGUCUUAUCUACUAUGUCUUCUCUCCUUAUGUCUUUUAUUAUAUUUUUUAUCUCUUUAAUUGAAAUGUAGUCGUGGUCUUUGUGAUCUAAAAGCUUUUUUUCCAUUUCUUUUAAUUCAUUCACUUACUUUUUGCAACGUUCAAUAAGUUGACAAAUAAAAACCUUUCAACUCUUUUACAACUAAUUCUGAACCUUUUUUCUGCACCAGCAUCUUGUAAUGUCAGCCAUGAAACAUGAAUACUAUGAAUUCUGGGAAAAAAAUGACCCAGAUCCCAGAGGCCUGACCAUUCAGCACAGAACUUACCGUUCAGUACCAUCUCACUACGUGCUCUGGGUUCCUGUCCAGGGCCAUACGCCUAUGCUUAUACAUCUGGUGGUGUUUUACAAGAGAGGAGAAUUCUUCUGGCACUCUGCCGUUCAAGAUAAACUACAAAAGCCACCUCACAGCCUUGCAAGGUCACCAUUUUCUUCAAACUCUGGUUCCUACAGCCGGUAAACCAACCUUUGGAUCUCUCUAAUAUAUUAUGUGCUGAUACUUGUGGUCAGAAAAUGCUUAAUAAUUAUUUAAAUUUUGUGUAAUAUUUAUAUUAAGUUUCUAAAACUUAAGACAUUUGUUUAAAUUAUUGUCCACCAAAAAAUUUAUUUGCUGAAUAAAAUAUAAAUUUGUCUAAAUCUUUUUAUUAGCAGCUGAAAAUGCUUUUUAAUUAGCACGGUCAAAUGAUGCGUGAGCAACGUGUGAUAAAAUGUAAGAGCAGCAAACAUGUAGCUAAGCAGGUUCUGCUAUAUCUCAGAACUUUUUUUUUUUUUAAAAAUUAAUGAUAAGCCUUGCAUUUUUUUAAAAUAAAGUCCUUAUUGGUUAUGUUCACUUUAAAAAAAUGUGUCAGGUGUUUGCAAAAUAUUGUAGAUUAAUAGUAAACCUGCAUAUUUUUUAACAGUUGCAAUAUUUUAUUCGGUUCAACACAACAUUGGUUUACCAUGUGUUUUAACAGUUGCGAUAUUUUCUUAGGUUCAACACAACAUUUGUUUACUUGGAUGGGGCACAGAUCUACUAUCCAAGUGACACAUUCACAUUCCUGAAGGAGCUUGAAACAUCAGAGUUUAUUGAAUGCAACUAUACCAGGGCCUAUCACUACUAUGCUGAGUACCAUCUAGAUAAAUCCAAGCCAGUUGAGCUGUUCAAAAGAAAAGCCAGGCAGCUGGUAGUUAUCACCAAACAGGUCCUUGACUCUAUGGGGGUUCCAUUUUGGUUAAGCAGUGGAACUUGUCUUGGUAAACAUGGGUUUUUUCUUUUAUUUUUUUUUUCGAGCUGGCUUUCUUAUAGACCAUCGUUUCCAUAACUUUUAAAGUUUUGCGGAUAAGUUUUGAAAUUGCAGCAGGGACUGGAGCCAGAUUUAUUGAUUAUUUUCUAAUGCAAAUAAAUAUUCAUGUUGUUCCGAGCGGCAUCGUAAAGCUCGGUCCUCUGACCAUCAUUUGGGGAACGCUAUUUUAGGCAAUUUCAGUUUAAGCAUGCGGCAACUCCUCUGUUCUACUGGAUUGUUUAAUUCGUCAAGUUCUUUCACACGUUGAAAUCCGUCAUACUAAUAUUGAAUAAACUAAGGUCCUUUUCAUAAUAAUUAUAACUUAAAUAUCUAAGUAAAUACUACACAUAAACAGAUGCAUAUGGCGCAGCUCGUUAUCAGACAUAAAUAAUACACAUCCUACUUCUACAAAGUUCCAUUCACGACUGUGGCACGACGAAAACUUGCAUCACAAUACAGCCUAGACAAUACGUCACAAUCAGCAAAAAAAUACGUCACAGAGUCAAGCGUGGAAAGAGCAUUCACUAACUAAAAAAACUUUCAAACACACCAAGUGUAAUGAAACAUAAUAAAUAAUAUUUAGUCGCAACAAUUAUUAUUGAACUCCCAUACUCGAAUAGUUAUAGUGCUUUAUUAAUGAGUAAAUAGUUAUAGUGCUUUAUUAAUGAGUAAAUAGUUAUAGUGCUUUAUUAAUGAGUAAAUAGUUAUAGUGCUUUAUUAAUGAGUAAAUAGUUAUAGUGCUUUAUUGAUGAGUCAAGCCUGAGAAACUAUUCAAAUGUAAACAAAUUUUAAGCCUAUUGAAAUUUUAUAAUAAUUUAUAUUAAGUAAUUCUAUCAAUAUCCACAAGUUGUCAACUUCGUUUAAGAAAAAAAUCUUGUAAAGGGUAAACUUGACAGAAAUGUCCCUAUUGUAGUUUACGUGUCCCUAUUGUAGUUUACGUGUCCCUAUUGUAUUAACAUGUCCCUAUAGUAGUUAAAAGGUUUUUAGAAGAGAAAUAGUGUCUAGUUUUUUUAACAUAAAAAAAAACUUGAUUUAUUUGAACAAUGAUAAUUUAAUUUAGGUAGGCUGAUUUAGGGAACAAGGCAUAGACAUUUUUUAAAUUGACACAAUAUUUUUCAUAUAUGUAUUUGCAAUUGAAAGUAAAGUAUGUGUGCUUUACAUUUAUAGCUUUUGCAAACAUUUCCCAUACCAUAUUAUUGUAUCAGUACUGAAAAAGAUUAUUACAGAAAAUAGGUAUUUUUAAUUUUUAUUUGCACACAUUAGUAAAUAGUUUAAACAACUUGUUUUUUAGGUUGGUUUCGACAAUGUGAUUUAAUACCCCACACAACAGAUGUUGACAUAGGCAUUUUCAUUAAAGAUUAUAGAGAAGAAAUGAUUAGUCUGUUGGAGAAUACCGGUCUGGUACUAACUCAUCGUUUUGGCAAGGUUGGUAACCUUUGAUCUACUUUAUAACUCGAUGCAAUAAUCUUUGACCUUUCAUUAAGUCGUUCAACGCUAGAAAUUUCCAGGCCCCAUCCAUCACAUCCAUUUAUCCAGUGCUCAGUGUAAAUUGCAUUUUAAAGUCUUUAGAAAUUUGAUUUUUCAUUUCUAGCUGUCUCUCUAUCUUUUAAAUAGUAUCAUUUAAAACAUUUUGAUUCUACUGCAAAUAAGUGAACUUCUCAGGCAUAAUUUCCUUCUUAAGAUAUAAAAAAAAAUAUUAAAGUGUUAAAUAAUUGGUGUUUUGUCCACCAGCCCACAAUUCUUUCUUUGCUCCCCCUCCCCCAACCAAGAUAGUCUAUUGAGCAGAUAGCCUAUUUAGCAUGUAGUCUAUUGAGCAGAUAGUCUAUUGAGCCUUUUUAAUAUCACCUCCUAGUUGAGACCAAUCACAGUGGACUUACUUUCCCUCCCUUCCAUCCCAUUUUGCCUGUAAUUAACGUCUCACCUACUUAUGUUCUGUCACAUUCCUCUUGAUGUCCUCUCACCUACUUAUGUUCUGUCACAUUCCUCUUGCUGUCCUCUUACCUUAUGUUCUGUCAGAUCCCUCUUGCUGUCCUCUCACCUUAUGUUCUGUCACAUUCCUCUUGCUGUCCUCUCACCAUAUGUUCUGUCACAUUCCUCUUGAUGACCUCUCACCUUAUGUUCUGUCACAUUUCUCUUGCUGUCCUCUCACCUACUUAUGUUCUGUCGCAUUCCUCUUGAUGUCCUCUCACCUACUUAUGUUCUGUCACAUUCCUCUUGCUGUCCUCUCACCUACUUAUGUUCUAUCACAUUCCUCUUGCUGUCCUCUCACCUACUUAUGUUCUAUCACAUUCCUCUUGAUGUCCUCUCACCUACUUAUGUUCUCUCACCUACCUAUGUUCUGUCACAUUCCUCUUGCUGUCCUCUCACCUACUUAUGUUCUGUCACAUUCCUCUUGCUGUCCUCUCACCUACCUAUGUUCUGUUACAUUCCUCUUGCUGUCCUCUCACCUACCUAUGUUCUGUCACAUUCUUCUUGCUGUCCUCUCACCUACUUAUGUUCUGUCACAUUCCUCUUGAUGUCCUCUCACCUACUUAUGUUCUAUCACAUUCCUCUUGAUGUUCUCUCACCUACCUAUGUUCUGUCACAUUCCUCUUGCUGUCCUCUCACCUACCUAUGUUCUGUCACAUUCCUCUUGCUGUCCUCUCACCUACCUAUGUUCUGUUACAUUCCUCUUGCUGUCCUCUCACCUACUUAUGUUCUAUCACAUUCCUCUUGGUGUCUAUUCACCUACCCUACUUAUGUUCUGCCACAUUCCUCUUGCUGUCCUUUCGUAUACUACAUUUCAGCUAGGUGUUAUAUUUAUUAUUUUCUACUGUUGUUUGUAUGCUGAUGUACGUUGUUUGUUUUGUCUGUCUGGUUUUCCCAUACUUUGGCUCAUUUCCUUUGAUCUGAUCUCAUUGCAGUCUCUCCCCCUUAUUGCUCGUAAGCUCCACUAUCUGACUUGACGUGAUGCAAUCCAUUUCUUAAACUUUUUAUCAGUUGCCUUCAUGUUUGUUUUCAUGAUCUCACAGGUGACUGAUAGUUUUGAAUUGUCAUUUCUCUACGGGGAUAUUAAGUUGGACAUUUUCUUUUUCUAUGUAACUGAUAAAUAUGUCUGGAAUGGUGGCACACAGGCAAGCACGGGGAACAAGUACAAGUAAGGACUUUCAUGCACAUUUUGUACCUGGUGGGGUUCAUUUAAUUGUUAUCAAUGACUGUUAAAACUGACUCUAGUUUAGUUUUUAGUAGACAAAUAUUUAAUUACUAAUUCAAACAGGGCCAAAAAAAAAUUAAUAAGUAUAUUCCUUCACUAUAAAUAGCUUGAUUGAUUGGAUACUUUCAUAGAGCUUGUAUCCUCACAGCGCUCUGAUGUCCUAAAUUUAUUUAAAGAAAAAAGUCUUUAAAUGUUUCUUAAAUAAUUUUUUUUAUCAUUCUCAAUUUCUCACAAAGAUAAAGGCAAACCUUUUCAUAAUUUUGGUGCAUCCACACUGGCAACACUGGAUGAUACACCCUAAAAUAGAUGUUGACUUUAGUACAAAGAAGUUUCCUUAGUGAUUGUGUUAUCUAUAAUGUUAUCUAUGGUGUUAUUCAAAUUGGUGUUAUUCAAAUUUAAUUAGGGGCAAAAGAAUAAAAUAGUUAUUAGAAAUAUUUUUUAUUUUUACUUUCAGAUAUAUUUUCCCACCAUUUAAGCUGUGCUGGACUGAGUUUUUGGAGCUUUGGAUUCGCAUCCCUUGCCCUCCAGAGCCCUAUAUUCAUGCCAACUAUGGACCAAGAUGGAUGAUACCAGAUAAAAGCUGGGAUUGGAAAUACAGUCCCAACAAUGUGAUUGAGAAUGGCCAAUGGCCAAAAAAAGAAUGGAAUGAUGUUAUACAGUUAUACGAGUGAUUAAAAGAUGAGACCAUUAGAAAUAAUUCCAUAUAAAUAUACUUUUUUUUAGAAAUAAAAAUUUAUCCAUGUAAUUAAUAUGAAAUCAUUUUUUGUUCUAGAUUUGUUUGAAUAACCUGUCUUUGAUAUAUCAUAUGCUUAUAAAAUUACAUUUACAGUUGUUUUGGAAUAAAAAAUUUAAGUGGUUGAAGGUUGACUUUCCAGAAGCUAUUUCUUCAUAUACAAUAAUUUUAUUUGAUACAGUUGUUAUGUUAGCUGAUGCUCACCUUGAGAGUUUACUAAUUUUUCUCUCCUGGCCAGUUUCUGCAUUUAAUUUUCAUGUUAUUAAAACUCUUGUUGCCAUCUUCUAUCCUCCUUGUUACCGCAUGAUAUUAAACUGUUGCAUGCUGAUCAAUGCAUGAAUGAUUUUGUAAAAAAGAAAAAGAUGUGUAAUCUAUUUUACAAUUUUCAAUAAUAAAUGCCUCAGUGCCAGCGUCCAAUGAGAAGUGAGACAGAACAACUCAUGGAUUUUGAACAGAACAUACUCUCAUUCAGUGGGCUAUGGAAGUGUUGUGUGUCAAACUCAUUCAGUAAGCUAUGGAAGUGUUGUGUGUCAAACUCAUUCAGUGGGCUAUGGAAGUGUUGUGUGUCAAACUCAUUCAGUAAGCUAUGGAAGUGUU
Lymnaea stagnalis (great pond snail) is the source of this 9190-nucleotide messenger RNA. The record is from the annotation of a GenBank genome assembly. Lineage: Eukaryota; Metazoa; Mollusca; Gastropoda; Lymnaeidae.